GAGCGCGCAUAAAAGGGAGCCCGCCGCCCCCGCCCGGCACUCGGCUGCUGUCCCUGAGCAGAUCGACUUCUCUCGUUCGCGCACCUCGCUCGGCUUCCUCUGCAACCAUGUCUGAUAAACCCGAUAUGGCUGAGAUUGAGAAAUUCGAUAAGUCGAAACUGAAGAAGACAGAAACGAAAGAGAAAAAUCCACUGCCUUCAAAAGAAAGUAAGCUCAACCCCCCCUCCCCCCUCCCCGGGCUCCGGAAGACACAGGUGCCCCCUGGGAUGCACCGCUCCAGCCUGCAGCUCAAUGGGCACACCUUCUGCUGA
Myotis davidii is the source of this 311-nucleotide messenger RNA. RefSeq names its product thymosin beta 4, X-linked (gene TMSB4X). The transcript is spliced from 3 exons. Bases 108 to 311 code for a protein of 67 amino acids. The record is from RefSeq and is a predicted model, not a curated record. NCBI's taxonomy places the organism in Eukaryota, Metazoa, Chordata, Mammalia, Chiroptera, Vespertilionidae. Gene Ontology annotation, cellular component: cytoplasm. Gene Ontology annotation, molecular function: actin monomer binding. Gene Ontology annotation, biological process: actin filament organization; regulation of cell migration.